GCAUUCUUCGCAAUUUAUUUUAUUUAUCUUUUCGUCUUUCGCUCGACGAACGUCAUAUCGCCGUUCUCCGCGAUAGGAUUAAUUUUGCCCAUCAUAAAAUUGGGCUUCAUUAGACUAAAAUGGUUAUUUAAAUAACUAUUUACCUAAAUCUAACUGAAAUUUGAUUAGAACCCUCUAAAUAAUAUUUCGUUGAAGAUUUGAGAUGGGAAGAAAUAAGUGGCAGAAGACUGGCGUGUCCAGCAAAGGUCGAAGGAUAAGAAAGUUGACGUUUGACGUUAUGUGGGAGUCUGGCUCAGGAUGGACAGAUGCUGUCAAGUUCGACGCUGAGGAUGAAAAACGAAAAGCCAGGGCUGAGGAGAUCAGGUUGCGAAACUCGGGUUUUGUUUACAAAAACAAACAACCUGUAGUCGUUUACAAUAAGGAAUUGUUGAAAGGGAAAGUUUUUUAUGUUGACUGUCAGCUUGACAAAGAAGCUGUAAAGAAAGACCAAGUGCUGAUGUUGAGUAGAAAGGAAAUCACAGAAGGAGUUGUAAGUCAGCUGCAGAAACUCGGAGCCACAGUUAGCCCAUCGUUAACUAAAAAAGUGAAUUUGAUAGUGUUCAUGAAUGGUCGCUAUGCCACCUAUGAUUACUCUCAGAAAAGGUCCAUUCCAAUGGUGUCAAGUGGUUGGAUUGAGGAGUGCAAGAAAUUAAACAGUAUAGCCAGCACCGAUAAGUUUUUAGCCAAAGUACCAAAGAAUUACUUAGAUCCCACUGCACCCAGGAAGUACAAGAGAAAUUAUUCUGUUGAGCAUUUGGAGAAACUUGUCGAGAAAAGGAAAAACCAAAGAAGUGUGGAAAAGUCAAAGGAGGACUCCAAGAAGCCCGAUAGCAAAUCAACAAAAUUGGUUAAGACUGAAAGUAAAGUAGACAAGAAAUCCCAGACCAAGCAAAAGUUGAAAUCAGAAAGUUCAACUUCCAAGCGAGAGAGAAAUAGUUCUAAAACAGGCUCUCCCACAAGUGAUUCCUCUAGUCGGAGUCACCAAGAAAACAAGUCACCUCAACAGAGGAAUGCUCGAUCAAACAGAAGUUUGUCUCUGGAAACUGUUAAAAUUGAAACAUCAGACCACAAGAAGAUGACGCAGUCCAAAAGGAGAGAGAGUCCUGCAAAAGAGCCGACGACCCCUGCUAAACGAAUCAGAAUUGAGUCCAUAAGCAUGAGCAGCCCUCUUGCAACUCCACCAAGGAUUGAAAAGCUGAAGACUGAGCAAAUCGCUGCUUCAAAUCUUGACCCAGAUCAAUCUAAACUACUGAAUGAAGCCAUCAGCAAACUCGGCCGAUUUGAAUUUUCUCCCUGCGCUACCGUGGGUGUCACGCACAUAGUCUGGGGCUCUGGCAGAACCAUAAAUCUUCUCAGGGGAAUUGCUCUCGGCUGCAGAAUUCUCACUUUUCAAUGGGUGGAGGAGUCUCUGGCAAAAGGAAAAUGGCUUCCUGAGGGCGAUUUUGUUGCUCCUGCGUAUGCUUCAGUUGAUAUGGAGAUCCAACGUUUGCGGAAAGUUUACGGCAGUCUUUUCUCAUGCCAGCUGUUGCGAGCCAUGGGCCCAAUCUACGUCAAUUCUGGAGUGAAAAGUGCCAAGCCAGAUGACUUGAGGACCUUGGUUCGUCUCUGUGGCGGCACUUUGGUGCACAACCUGCAGGAUGCAAAACUUGUGAUCGGCCCCCCGCCGGAUAAACUCAUUCUCUCUACCACAACCUACGUCAAAGAGAACUGGCUGUACAGUGUCCUUUGCAGCUACAGAAUCAAACCCAUCAACCCCUUUCUUUACGAAUCAAAGCAAUCCUGAAUUUUCAUCAUGUGCAAAUUAGUUUUAAGUUACCCUAUCUCUUGAGAUUAGAGAUUUUAAGUGAUCGGUCUGGAUGGAUCAUUGAAACAUUUGAUUGUCAUGUCGAUAAUGUAAGAGACCUGCCCUGAUAAUAGAAAGUUGAUCUGCAUGAAUCAUGUAUUAUAAGUUUCAAGAGUGGAAUUAAAAAUAAUAGAAAUUUAUUGUUCUUUA
This is a messenger RNA of Neocloeon triangulifer, 2032 nucleotides long. Its product is annotated as microcephalin-like. The record is from RefSeq and is a predicted model, not a curated record. Gene Ontology annotation, biological process: mitotic cell cycle. Lineage: Eukaryota; Metazoa; Arthropoda; Insecta; Ephemeroptera; Baetidae. The transcript is spliced from 11 exons. The coding region runs from base 203 to 1822 and encodes 539 amino acids.